Molecule: messenger RNA, 198 nt
Organism: Plasmopara halstedii
Lineage: Eukaryota; Oomycota; Peronosporomycetes; Peronosporales; Peronosporaceae
Exons: 2
Coding region: 1-198 (65 amino acids)
Source: RefSeq, a predicted model, not a curated record
AUGAACGGCGUAAUGUUCUCGACUCUAGUCCCCCGUUGGACAACCCAAUCAUCCACACUCGUGACGACACAAAGUGACCACCCAACACCAGUUGGCUCUCUCUCCCUUGGUCAAUCAGGAAAGGAUCACGAUAGUGGAUUGCAAUUAGUUUGUCUCAGGCAAUCGCUGGUAGCGGGGAGUGAAAGUGGUGCGAUCUGA